AUGAGAUUUGGCUUUCCAGCGCUCCUGGCCGUCCUGGCCUUUAGUGAGGCUGGGCUGGGCUUCACGGGGGGGUCCGCAGCCCGAGCUUCAAAGGCUCUCAAAGAACGCCAGAUUACGAUCGGAAACGGAGGAAUCACCCUUGGUGGUGCAGGUGGCCUGACUGUCGGCGGAGGUGGACAACGGCCUGCUCAACAACCCGCUGCGCAGCCUGGGGCAACUGAGGGACAGGCCCCUGCUGCUGCUGGCGCCGAGGGACAGGCCCCUGCCGCUGCUCCUGGCGCCGAGGGACAGGCCCCUGCCGCUGCUCCUGGCGAGGCUCCGGCUGCACCUGCUGAGGGUCAAGGGCAAGCUGCUGGCCAGAACGGAGGUGGAAACGCCCUUGUUCUUCCCGGCGGCCUGACGUUAGGAGGAGGGGGUGGCAACGCUAACCCAGCUGCGCAACCAGGCCAGGGCCAGGGCCAAGGGCAGAGCACUUCACUCGCAGACUUCAUCGCCGGUGCUCAAGCAGCUGCCAGAAACCAAACUGGUGCCGGGCAAGGACAAGGCCAGGGCCAAGCAGGAGAAGCUGCCAAAGCAGGCGAGGCCGCCCAAGGAGAAGCUGCCAAGGCCGGCGAGGCUGCUAAGGCCGGCGAAGCUGCUAAGGCCGGCGAGGCCGCCCAGGGUGAAGCUGCUAAGGCCGGCGAGGCCGCAAAGGCCGGCGAGGCUGCUAAGGCUGGUGAAGCUGCCAAGGCCGGCGAGGCCGCCCAAGGAGAAGCUGCUAAGGCUGGUGAAGCUGCUAAGGCCGGAGAAGCUGCUAAGGCCGGCGAGGCUGCCCAGGGCGAGGCUGCCAAAGCCGGUGAAGCUGCUAAGGCCGGCGAAGCUACCAAGGCCGGCGAAGCUGCCCAGGGCGAAGCUGCUAAGGCUGGUGAAGCUGCUAAGGCCGGCGAGGCUGCCCAGGGCGAAGCUGCUAAGGCUGGUGAAGCUGCUAAGGCCGGCGAGGCUGCCCAGGGCGAAGCUGCUAAGGCUGGUGAAGCUGCUAAGGCCGGAGAGGCCGCCCAGGGCGAAGCUGCCAAGGCCGGCGAGGCCGCCGCUGCUCCAGCUGCCGGUUGUGCGGCAGCCGCCCCAGCCGCGCCGCCAGCUGAAGGUGCUGCUCGGCAAGGCGAGGAGGCCGCUAAACAGCAACAAGAACAGCAGCAGCAGCUAGAAGAGGCCGCCAAGCAACAACAAGAGGCCGCCAAACAACAGCAAGAGGCUGCCCUGCAGCAGCAGCAAGGAGAGGCCGCCAAGCAAGCCGGAGGAGCCGCUCAACAACAAGAAGGUGCGGCGAAGCAGGCCGGCGAAGCAGGCGCCGCUCCAGCCGCAGGCGAGGCGGCCGCGGCACCCGCCGAAGGAGCAGGCGAGGCAAAGGCCACCAAGGAGAGCGAGCAGUUCAGCGAGAACGCAGGGAUCACGGUCGGCGCCGACGGCCAGACGCAAAACCUGGGAGGGAACCUGGGCAUCACCAAAGGAACCGACGGUAGCACAUCUGUCGGCGGCGAGAACGGGAUCAACGUGACGCCGGCGGCACCGGCCCAGGCACAGCCUGCUGCUCCCGCACCCGCCGCCCCGCCCGCCGCCCCGCCCGCCGAGGCCCCGGCUCAGGCACCUGCGGCCCCGGCCGAGGCUUGA
Molecule: messenger RNA, 1647 nt
Organism: Diaporthe batatas
Lineage: Eukaryota; Fungi; Ascomycota; Sordariomycetes; Diaporthales; Diaporthaceae
Exons: 3
Coding region: 1-1647 (548 amino acids)
Source: RefSeq, a predicted model, not a curated record